Molecule: messenger RNA, 1977 nt
Organism: Echinops telfairi (small Madagascar hedgehog)
Lineage: Eukaryota; Metazoa; Chordata; Mammalia; Afrosoricida; Tenrecidae
Product: gem-associated protein 8-like
Exons: 2
Coding region: 794-1513 (239 amino acids)
Biological process (GO): spliceosomal snRNP assembly
Cellular component (GO): SMN complex
Source: RefSeq, a predicted model, not a curated record
UCAAGGCAAUUGUGUUUACUUUGUGCGAUACUCACUUUCUCUGUCUCCUUUGCAGUUGGACCCAAAUUUGGGCAAGGAACAUCAAAGAGAGUCUACUGGAGUUUUAAUGAAUGAUUUUCCUUCUCCUUGGAAAGAGACAGCUCAUUUAAGGAAAACCCUUCUGUUUUUAAAAAAAAUAUCUGUAGCCUCGAGCCAAUUUAAGAUCUUGAGGGGAAUGCAAGGAGAAUCGUAGAUGCCAACUAGUACUCUGGAUUAUGGAGUUCGUGUGCCAACCUCAAAGACCACCUAACCACAUUUCGUUUAAAAAAACCAUAAAAGUUCAUAAUUUAAGCCAUUAUAUGUAGGCUGUAUCCCUAGUGCCGAGAACAGUGCCUGACACUUCCAGAAAAGUCGCCAAGCUAACAAAGGAGCAGCUACAUAGGGGGAGAGAUGGGCCACCUGAAAGAAAACUCCAUCCAACAGCCAACACAAAGGCCUCAAAUGUGAAUGAGACUGACUUUCCUUGACAUUCUAGUCCCAGCUGAGUUUCCAAGUAAGACAUGGAACAAGGUUACCUGGCAACCACCCCACCCUGUCUUCCCACCAAAAAAUAGGUCCUUAUAUCUGCAAGCUGCAUGCCCACGAGUCUACAUUCACUGUGUGCUCCAGAAUUUAGACCAGGAAACGGGAAGCGCAGGCCACGUUUAAGGCAAAUGUACAGACAAUAGUGUCAACACUCGGAAAUACCCUGCUGGAACGCUUACUCAAUUGAAAGCAAACUAUUUUGGGACCUGGCGGGACACAACCCUCAGAAAUGGCAGAAAAGGCGCCAUCUUCGAAAGACCCCUGGUAUUCCCAUCCGGUCUAUGAGAGAUACUGGCAGCAUUAUCACCAAGGAAUGGCCUGGAUGCAAAACCACCACCUUGCUUACAGAAAGGCUCUAGAAUCCUAUGCUAAUCUCCUGUGGUAUUUCUCUGCUCUGUCUGUAAACCACAGCCAUCCUGCUGAGCAGAGUGAAUGUCCUUGGCCCUCCUAUGGCCCUCACUCAGGUGCCCACAGGCCCCAGGGUGCACAUCUGCAUCCUUGGGGGUCUCAGCAGCACCCACGUGACUGCGCUCUGUUCCAGGCCUCUAACAGAGAAGUGGCAGCUUGGACGUCAGAGGAGACGAUGGUAAGCGAGUCAGAGGGGGAGAUUGAGUGUGACCUGAGCAACAUGCAGAUCACCCCGGAGCUGCGCGAGUACUUUGAGCAGACCGAGCGGCACAAAGAGGAGCGGCGGCGGCUGCAGCGUCUGGAGGAUGAGCGCCUCAGCCAGUAUGUGAAAGCCGACCACGACCUGUACUUCCCCAUCCACCGGUCGGUGGAGCCCCCCUCUGAGAGGCCGGGAGAGAGGCGCCAGGCCGAGAUGAAGCGUCUGUAUGGGGAGAGCGCCACCAAGAUCAUGGCCAUGGAGGCAACUGUGCAGCUGAACUUCAACAAGCUCUGUGAUCGCAAGCCGCCCAAGUACUGGCCAGUGAUUCCCCUGAAGUUCUGAGGCUGCUUCAGACCGGCCACCCUGCUGUUGGCACUCAGGGAAUAGGCCAUGAGGUUGCAGGACCUGGAGGCAGACUGUGUGCCAGCCCCUCCCGGUCUAUCCUGGAGUCUUGUUAUAUUGUCAGUGGUGGUUAAUUCAUUAAAGUUUUCCACCUGCCAAAAAAAAACAUAGAACAAAAACUGUCCAUGUGCCAUGGAAUUAUGAGAAGGCAUACUUUUUCUCUAUUAGGGGUUAAUCCAGAUACCAUACUAUUCCAUAAUUCAAUCGUAUCAAGCAGUGUUGUACAGUUGCUACAAAAAGCAGUUCUGGAACAUUUCCAUCCUUCUUGAACUCCUUGAUAUCAGCUCCCCCUAUCUCACCUUUCUUGCUGUAUGUACAUUCUGCCCCCCAACCCUUAUUCUAGUUUUCUUUAUAGACUCACUUAUCCUGGGUUUCAUAUACCAGAAAACUUGGAAAAACACAUA